CUCCCUCCAAGUACUGGGGUGAACCGGUGGCAAAUCCCACUAAUCUGCCAGCAUCUCAGCAUCCGUCUCCAGCAGCACCCAGCCCCUGCUGCCAGGAGACCACGUCGCUCCCGCUCACCCACCCAGCGGCGACUGCCCGGCUGGGCCCACGCUGCCACACCCAUGGGGAACAGCAAAAGCGGGGCCCUGUCCAAGGAGAUCCUGGAGGAGCUGCAGCUGAACACCAAGUUCACGGAGGAGGAGCUGUGUGCCUGGUACCAGUCCUUCCUGAAGGAGUGCCCCAGCGGCCUCAUCACCAAGCAGGAGUUCCAGAGCAUCUACUCCAAGUUCUUCCCCGAGGCCGACCCCAAGGCCUACGCCCAGCACGUGUUCCGCAGCUUCGACGCCAACAGCGAUGGCACCCUGGACUUCAAGGAGUACGUCAUCGCCCUGCACAUGACCACCUCGGGCAAGACCAACCAGAAGCUGGAGUGGGCCUUCUCCCUCUACGAUGUGGACGGCAACGGCACCAUCAGCAAGAACGAAGUGCUAGAGAUCGUCACGGCCAUUUUCAAAAUGAUCAAUCCUGAAGACGUGAAGCACCUUCCAGAAGAUGAAAACACCCCGGAGAAGCGAGCUGAGAAGAUCUGGGGGUUCUUUGGAAAGAAAGAUGAUGAUAAACUCACAGAGAAAGAGUUCAUCGAGGGGACCCUGGCCAAUAAGGAAAUUCUGCGACUGAUCCAAUUUGAGCCUCAAAAAGUGAAGGAAAAGAUAAAGGAAAAGAAACCCUGAUGCCAACAGCUCGACUGUCCUCCUUCCCCUCACCACUCACAGAUACACAGAC
Ceratotherium simum simum (southern white rhinoceros) is the source of this 823-nucleotide messenger RNA. It is a transcript of the gene RCVRN, whose product is annotated as recoverin. NCBI's taxonomy places the organism in Eukaryota, Metazoa, Chordata, Mammalia, Perissodactyla, Rhinocerotidae. Gene Ontology annotation, molecular function: calcium ion binding. The record is from RefSeq and is a predicted model, not a curated record.